Molecule: messenger RNA, 558 nt
Organism: Rotaria sp. Silwood1
Lineage: Eukaryota; Metazoa; Rotifera; Eurotatoria; Philodinida; Philodinidae
Source: the annotation of a GenBank genome assembly
AUGUACGAGGAAGUUCGUUUAUGGAAAAACUCUCGUGUACGUGAACGAUAUGAUAAUAUGGCUGAUGUAUUUUCAAUAAUAACAACAUUACAAGCACUUGAAAAAGCUUAUAUCAAAGAUCUUGUUGAACCAGUAGAAUAUACAAAAAAUUGUGAAAAUUUGUUAGCUAAAUUUGUCGCUGCAUUUCGUGCAAUUGAAAGUGAAUUUCCUCGUAUUGAAGAUUUUGUUCGACAAUAUAAACUUGAUUGUCCAGCAGCUUUAUUACGUAUUCGUGAAGGUCGUCCAAUAACAGUUCGUGAUGAUCGUGGUAAUAUGGGUAAAGCUAUUGCAGAAACUGUUUCACUUCAAACAGAUGUUCGUGAUUUGUUAGAUGUUAUUAAUCGAAUGAAUUUAAUUCCAUCAAAUUAUAUUGGUCGAGAAAAAAUUCCAAAAUGGUUGAAUAUAUUAGAAAAAAUGAAUGCAGCUGAAGAAAUAACUGACGAUCAAGCACGUCAAUUUCAAAUGGAUCUUGAAAUUUGUUUUAGUGAAUUUAAUCGACUUCUUUCAUCGAAUGGAUAA